AUGAUUUUGUAUCUCUGUCAAGGUACACGAUAUGGUGCCAGUCUUAGGAAGCAGAUCAAGAAGAUGGAAGUGAGCCAGCACAGCAAAUACUUCUGCGAGUUCUGUGGAAAGUACGCCGUGAAGAGAAAGGCUGUUGGUAUUUGGGGUUGCAAGGACUGCGGCAAAGUUAAGGCCGGUGGUGCAUACACCAUGAAUACUGCUAGUGCGGUGACUGUGAGGAGUACCAUCAGACGGCUAAGGGACCAAACCGAGAGCUAG
This is a messenger RNA of Thlaspi arvense, 258 nucleotides long. The record is from the annotation of a GenBank genome assembly. Lineage: Eukaryota; Viridiplantae; Streptophyta; Magnoliopsida; Brassicales; Brassicaceae.